UUGGUACUAUUUUGAUAUGUUUAAUAAACACUGAUAUGUCAGAAUGUGUUCGAAUUCGCUGCAUAAUUUCUUUAAAUAUAAGUCGAGUAAAUGUCUAUAACAGUGUCAUUGUGCGUUCUUAAAAUUGAGAUUCGGGACGAUGUUUUAGAAAAUCAAUGUUGUGAGGGUGCAAUGUCGACUGACAAUAGCAAUUCUGUGGGUGAUCAGCGUAAACCUUAUGAUAUAACAGUUGAGACGUAUGCUAGUAAAUUGGCUGGAAAAGUAGAUAAAACUUUACCUACAAGCUCUAGAGAUACAACACCUUUACGAGAUAAAGAUGCUAUAGAAGAAAUUGGAGUGUUCUCAGGAAAUCCUUUUGUCGAAGUUACUAAGGGUGUACUUCAUCUUUAUAAAGAGGAUACAUUAACAGAGUCUACACAAGGGCCAUCAUUGUGUAUUUGUUUACUAGCAGUACCAGCAACUCUAUCAUGUCAUGAUUUAAUUGAAUUUACCGCAUCUUGCCAUGCUAAUAUACAGCAUAUUAGAAUAGUCAGAGAUAAUUCUCCUAAUCAGUAUACAGCUGUAAUUACAUUUAGAAAUACUAAUGCAGCAAUGGAAUUUUACAAAACUUAUAAUGGGGCACCUUACAAUAGUUUGGAGCCUACCUCUGUCUGUCAUGCUGCUUGGGUGUCAAAAGUUGAAUGGUCAUAUGAUAACCUUCCGCCUCCUGGUCAUACAGAAUUACCUUUGUGUCCAGUUUGCUUAGAAAGAAUGGAUGAAAGUGUUGAUGGAGUUCUUACAAUUUUAUGCAAUCAUUCUUUCCACUCUGGUUGCCUAAGCAAGUGGGGUGAUUCAACUUGUCCGGUUUGUAGAUGUGUUCAAACACCCGAGUUAACUGAAAGUUCCGAAUGUAUGCAGUGUGGCGGUACUGAAGCACUGUGGAUUUGUUUGAUUUGUGGCCAUGUUGGCUGUGGAAGAUAUCAAGGUGGUCAUGCUGCAACACAUUUCUGUACAUCAAAUCACACAUAUGCUAUGCAGUUAGGCACGAAUCGGGUUUGGGAUUAUGCAGGAGAUAAUUUUGUGCAUAGGUUGUUGCAGAAUAAAGGCGAUGGUAAAUUAGUUGCAUCGGCUGGUAAUCAAGAUCCAGAUAAGAUGGAUUCUUUGCAACUAGAAUUUACGCAUACAUUAACAUCUCAGCUUGAGGCGCAAAGAGAAUAUUAUGAAGAAAAAUUACUCAGAGUUGAAAAAUCAUCAAAAUUAGAAAUGGAUGAUUUGAAAUUAAAAGUAGAGGAUUUGAAUAUUAAAGUUGAAUCUCAAUCGACUGGUUUGCAAAUUGCUUAUAAAGAAAAAAAUUUUUUGGAAAAGAAACUUGCUCAAACAAAUGCAAAACUUGUGAGUUGUCAAUCUGAGCUUACAGAAGAAAGACACAUUUCAAAUGCUUUGAAGAAAAAUCAAAAGGAGUGGCAGUUGAAAGUACUCGAUUUAGAAAAACGUUGUGAAGAAAAAGAAAAAGAGGUUAAAGAUUUAAAAGAACAGGUUCGGGAUUUAAUGUUUUAUAUGGAUGCUCAAAAUGUAAUAGCAAAAAGUGAUAAUCGACAUGAAAUACAAGAAGGAACUGUUUCAAUAGGACCAUCUCCAUCUGACAAAACCAAAAAAAAUAAACAUCGUAAACAUAACCAUUGAAGGUGGUUAUAUUGUUACGUGUGGAACUUUUAUGAACAGUUAUAUAAUAAUCAUAGGAAAAUCGUUGAAACCGUACUUACAGUAUAUGAUA
Ctenocephalides felis (cat flea) is the source of this 1753-nucleotide messenger RNA. Its product is annotated as BRCA1-associated protein. The record is from RefSeq and is a predicted model, not a curated record. NCBI's taxonomy places the organism in Eukaryota, Metazoa, Arthropoda, Insecta, Siphonaptera, Pulicidae. The coding region runs from base 91 to 1662 and encodes 523 amino acids. Gene Ontology annotation, cellular component: cytoplasm. Gene Ontology annotation, biological process: protein ubiquitination; Ras protein signal transduction. The transcript is spliced from 11 exons. Gene Ontology annotation, molecular function: zinc ion binding; ubiquitin protein ligase activity; nucleic acid binding.